AGAAUGGACACGGUCAUUUCCUUCCUCUUUAUUUUGACUCUCGCGCCUGUGGCUCCCGUUGAGAGCUCAUUCAGAGCUGUCAUUGAGAGGGUGUUAGGGGACACAAGGAUUUUCACUGGGGAGGAGGUCCGGCUGAGGUGCAGCGUUCCUGACCCCCACGGGUCCAGAUGGGAUCACCAGUGGUUUCACGGACCUGAGCAGCUCGUACAGACUGGCAGGCAACUGGUUCUGUGGAAGGCGAGUGUUAAAGAUAGUGGGAAAUAUUAUUGCCGGGGAGUGAGGGACACGGCGGUGGGAAACAUAUACACCCUCCACAGUCUGCCUGUGGAGAUCAAUGUGGAUGGAGGGUGGGCGAUUCUGCAAGUCCCAUCCCAACCGGGCCUUGUUGGACAAACCUUAACGUUCACGUGCCGCGUCCGAGGCAAUCCCCCAAUCCUUGAGAUGAUUCUUUACAGGGACGGGGUUGAAAUCAUGGAACAAAGUGGCCCACAUUUUCACCUGAACAACCUGGUCCUGGGAGACCAAGGGAUGUAUUCUUGUCGGGCCUCCUGGGACCAGGACAGACUUACACGCUCUGUCCUUUCAGGUGAUGCUCCAGUGCAGGUCUUAGAGGUUCUGACGCAGCCCCUUUUGGAGAUUGUUGAACAUGAUCUUCGGAGGAUCAGACUCACCUGCCACCUCCAAUACAACGCCUACGCUCCUGCCCCUCCAAUAGUUUACUAUUUCUACAAGAAUGAGCAGCGACUGGGAACAGCGACCUCUGAGAACAAUGAUCUGGUCAGACGGAGUCCAGGCCACUACAGCUGCAGGGCCAAGGUGCCUCAGUUGGGCAUCUCCAGGUGGAGUGAACCCACAAGCUUUGGACAAGUGGCAGGGCGAUCGCCGAUGCCUUCUUUUCUUCAACCCAUAUAUCGAAGGCCUUUGGCUCCCCCGGUCUCAUCCCCAGACCCCCUGCCAGCAGCAACCCAGGCGUCUCUUUACCAAUCCACUCCAGGCUCUCUGCCCUCUCCAGCCCAGUCUGUCAACCAAACUGUUCCACCAAGCAGGAGCCAGGCGUCUCUUUACCGAUCCACUCCAGGCUCUCUGCCCUCUCCAGCCCAGUCUGUCAACCAAACUGUUCCACCAACCAGAAUCCAGGCAUCUCUCUACCGAUCCACUCCAGGCUCUCUGCCCUCUCCAGCCCAGUCUGUCAACCAAACUGUUCCACCAUCCAGGAUCCAGCCUGUCACAUCAUCACACAUAGACAUGGCUGAAGCAUCUGGGGACAUGCCGGAGGAGUCUGACAACAUGUCUCCAGCCAAUGUUACACAUUCACAAGUUAUCACAAAUUCUAAACAGUUGCAUAAGUGAAUGAUCCUAAAUCAGACUAAUGAAGUGAGACUCAGGUUACUCCUGGGACAUUAACUCCUGGAACAUUGCAGUGCUUUGCCAAAUAAGAAAAUGCUCAUGUUCAUACUUGUGUUGAUACAAGAAAGGCUAGGCGCAAAUAAAUCAUUCCAUAAAUGG
This is a messenger RNA of Limanda limanda (common dab), 1506 nucleotides long. Its product is annotated as high affinity immunoglobulin gamma Fc receptor I-like. Gene Ontology annotation, molecular function: transmembrane signaling receptor activity. NCBI's taxonomy places the organism in Eukaryota, Metazoa, Chordata, Actinopteri, Pleuronectiformes, Pleuronectidae. Bases 4 to 1350 code for a protein of 448 amino acids. The transcript is spliced from 6 exons. The record is from RefSeq and is a predicted model, not a curated record. Gene Ontology annotation, biological process: cell surface receptor signaling pathway.